Ananas comosus (pineapple) is the source of this 1955-nucleotide messenger RNA. Its product is annotated as F-box protein At5g49610-like. Lineage: Eukaryota; Viridiplantae; Streptophyta; Magnoliopsida; Poales; Bromeliaceae. The transcript has 4 exons. The record is from RefSeq and is a predicted model, not a curated record. Gene Ontology annotation, molecular function: protein binding. The coding region runs from base 169 to 1449 and encodes 426 amino acids.
CAUUUGGUUCCAUUCCCUUUCUCGAUCUCUCGAAACCGCCAUUAAUGGCGGAUUCGACCUCAAACGCCACGACACUUUAAUUUACCAAAAUACCCCUCCCAUCGCACACAAAUGUAGUAACAACCGUUUCCCCGCUAGUUUCCCCCUCGAAAUCCCGAUCGAGACCCGAUGAAUCCCCGCGAUUCCCACCCCGUUUCCCUCCCCAUCGACCUCACGAUCCAGAUCCUCGCGCGCCUCCCCACCAAAUCCCUCCUCCGAUUCCGCUCCGUGUGCAAGCUGUGGCGCGAGGUGCUUUCCCAGAAGCAGUUCGUCGACCUCCACUUCGCCCUCAGCUCCCGCACCCGCGGCGUCGCGAUCGAAUCCCCCGAUCACGCCGCGUCCACCCCCGAUUUGGUAUGUGUCGAUCCGAUCCUAGGGGUUUCGGCGUUUUCGCUGGAUUUUUUGGACGAUCGGGUCAAAAUUAGGGCUUCUUGUAAUGGCCUCCUGUGUUGCUCGAGCGUGCGGAGUCGGGGCGUGUACUACGUGUGCAAUCCGAUGACGAGGGAGUUUAGGGUUUUGCCGCGGACGAGGGAGAGGCCCUUCACGCGAUCGGAGCCGGAGUACGAGGCGACCCUGGUAGGGUUAGGGUUCGACCCCGCUACGUGGAGGAUCCACGUUGCGAUCGCCGGGUUCCACCGCUCGUUCGGGCGGUGGCCCCGCGGCGGCGAUCGGCGGCUUGUGUGCAAGGUGUUCGACGCCGCCACCGGGGCCUGGACCCGGUUCGCCGCGUCAAUGUGCGACGAAUUCACCUGCAUGAACCGGAACCAGUCGGUGUACGCCGGGUGCUCGAUGAAUUGGCUCACCCACUGCUGCCGCUAUGUUUCCGUGCUCGAUCUCGAGAACAUGCUGUGGGGGAAGAUCACGUUGCCCGACGAGGUGCUGGCCACGCAGCAGGGGACGAGAUUUUACCUGUUGGAAUUGGAGGGGUCCGUUUCGGUUGUUCAGAUGUCUAGAUUUUGGAUGAGCACUUGGGUGUUGAAGGAUCGCGCUAAAGAGGAGUGGGCUCUGGUGGACAGGGUGAAUCUUAGGUGCAUUGACGGGUACGCGGCGAGUGUUUUUCCGAUUAGCCAGACGAAAGAUGUGGUUUUUAUGGCCACCCAGAAGAAAAUACUGAUGCAUGAUCGAAAUUCGAGGGUUUGGAAGGAGGUUUAUGGGGUGGAGGGCAAUUUCACGUACCCGUUGUGGUUCUCAGCGUUCGCUUUUGGGAGCACACUCUUUCCCUGCCGACAAGCUAUUUUUCACAUGCAUUCAGUUCGAAGAGCAAGAAGAAGCUUCUUUCUGCUUGCACAUAAGUCUGCUGGAAGACGUGAAUCUCAUUUACGUUCUUCUUACAAGAAAAGGGGUCCUACUUUUGGGAGAUCCGAAUCCUCCAUUGAAUGCUGCUUACCAAAGAAGUUGGGCCAGAUGUAAAAGUUAUCAUUGGACAGUUAUCUGGAAUGAGUUGUUGCAUGUAUAUAUUAGAAAAAUACAGAAAUGGUUCUAUAAAGAAAAAAAGAAGAAAAAAAAAAAGAGGGAUAGUUGUAUACAACUCUCUGCAGACACAUCAAAUUAUGGAUAUAUCUCUUUAAAGUUUAAGUGAUCAACUAUGCUUCUCCAAAUAUGCUGAUUUGUUCAUAUUUGCCUCUCUAGUUGAGUGCCGUUAGUUUUUUAUGGUAGUUUUUUUAUUAAUCUUUAAUAGUUAAAAAGUGAAAUGACAAAAUUGUCUGUGCAAGUCUGCCCUUCGAAGUGCUACUAACAGUUGAAAAUGUGCAAGAACGCAGCUCAUAAAAACGCAAUGAUUACUUUUGCAAAAUUCCCUCCAAAUGCUGGAUUUGACAAUCAUAUGUCCCUCCAAAUACUUUUGAGUUAUGUAAAAAUGUUCUUUCCAAUGAUCUUUUUCUUCCUCUAGAUCUCACCCACUGAAAGUCUAGUGAAAA